Molecule: messenger RNA, 567 nt
Organism: Penicillium diatomitis
Lineage: Eukaryota; Fungi; Ascomycota; Eurotiomycetes; Eurotiales; Aspergillaceae
Product: actin-related protein 2/3 complex subunit 3
Exons: 6
Coding region: 1-567 (188 amino acids)
Biological process (GO): Arp2/3 complex-mediated actin nucleation; regulation of actin filament polymerization
Cellular component (GO): Arp2/3 protein complex; cytoskeleton
Molecular function (GO): actin filament binding
Source: RefSeq, a predicted model, not a curated record
AUGCCGGCGUAUCACUCCAUCUUCCUAGAGGACCGCGAUGUUCCCGUGAUAGGGAACUUUCCUAUCUUGCCAUUGCGUACCAAGACUCGUGGUCCCGCAUACACACUUCCCGCGCUACCCCCCAAUACCCCCGAUAUGGAUGUCACCCCCGAAAGUGAAUCCUACGAUUGCAUCGACGAAAUUCUGUCCCUCUUCCGCGCCAACGUCCUGUUCCGAAACUUUGAGAUCAAUGGCCCGGCAGAUCGUAUGCUCAUUUAUGGUACACUCUUCAUCAGCGAGUGUCUAGGCAAAGUCAAGCCUACAAUGACUGCCCGCGACGCCGAAAAGGCCUUGAUCAAUGCUUCCUUGGAAAGCUUCGCCAUUCCGGGUGAUGUUUCGUUCCCAUUGAACCAGGCCUUUGAGCCACCUCGUGAUCGCCAAGACGCGGAGACCCUGCGAGCAUACCUCUCCCAGGUUCGCCAGGAAAUCGCCAUGCGGCUACACGCUAGAUUAUACCCUGGUGGUGAGGGACCUUCCAAGUUCUGGCUCAGCUUCACGAAGAGAAAGUUUAUGGGCAAGAGCCUGUAG